Messenger RNA from Eublepharis macularius, 4842 nucleotides. It is a transcript of the gene ZNF512, whose product is annotated as zinc finger protein 512. The record is from RefSeq and is a predicted model, not a curated record. The coding region runs from base 102 to 1802 and encodes 566 amino acids. The transcript is spliced from 14 exons. Gene Ontology annotation, molecular function: zinc ion binding. NCBI's taxonomy places the organism in Eukaryota, Metazoa, Chordata, Lepidosauria, Squamata, Eublepharidae.
UCAGAAGGAAUGGAGGCCAAUAGCCGCUUUCGGUUUUGACCGGAAGGCUAGGCAGUGGGUCUCUCGAGUGGUGAUGACGUCAUCAGAGGCUGUUGUCAAGCAUGCGUGGCCAGGGGGGCAGCGCCUUGGGUCCCGGACCAGAGUCCCGCUGCAGACCACACAGAGGCAAGCGAGCGCCGGGCACCAGAAGGGCCAAGGAGCCAGAGGAGUUCGGCACUGGGUUGCAGAGUUCCAAAAGCAAAUAUGAGGAGUCAUCGAGUGAUUCUUCUUCAGCCUCCUCCAAAGGGCUGAGCGGUGGGAAUCCAGAAUCUGGGAGCAAUGGAGCCAUCCGCAGGCCGAACUACUGGUUGGAGAUGAGAGGGAUAAAGCCCACCCAAAACAAGGCUGUGGAGAAGAAAGCUGGAGAUUCCAUGUCCAAGGGGAAGCACCAACUGGAACAUGAGGGCACCGAAGAAUAUGAGUUUUCUGGGAAGAAGCAGAAAGUGUCUGGAAAAGAGCAGCAAGUGGGGAGACAGCCUCAUCUCAAGCCCAAAAGCUGCCGUAUCAAAAAAGACCCGCCAACAUAUGCAGCAGGCAGUCCAGAGGAGCGGUGGCACUUGGAGAUUCUGGAUAAGGGCCGUGUCACCUGCCCAACCUGCAGAGCUGUAGUAAGGAAAACAGUCGAAGGACUGAAAAAGCAUAUGACCAACUGCCAGCAAGAGGUGUUCACAUGCCACCACUGUGGGAAACAGCUGCGGUCUCUGGCAGGAAUGAAGUACCACAUCAUGGCAGACCAUAAUAGCCUGGCUGUGGCGAAGGCUGGGGGCCAGAUGGAUGAGCAGAGCGAGAGGGAUCGCCUGCGGAAAGUGCUGAAGCGAAUGGGGAAGCUCAAGUGCACGAGAGAGGGCUGCGCAGGCAGCUUCACCAGCAUCAUGGGUUACCUCUACCAUGCCCAGAAGUGUGGGAAGGCAGCUGCCGAACUGGAGAAGCUGGCUCUCAAGUGCCACCAUUGCAGCAAAGGUUAUAAGUCUAAGGCUGGCAUCCUUUACCACUUGAAGUCUGAACACGGACCGGUGACUUUUCUCUGUGAAGAAGGCAGGCCCAGUCGCCAGAAGGAAGUGGAUACAGAGCCAAAUGGUGGAGGCAGAGUGCAAAGGAAAUCGGCAAAGGUGGCUGCGUAUUACUUGCAUGAGCUUGCCAAUGAGGAGCUGGUCAAGGAAUGGCCAAAGAGGAAAGUCCUGCAGGAUCUUGUUCCUGAUGACCGGAAGCUGAAGUACACUCGGCCAGGGCUGCCCACUGUUAGCCAGGAGGUUCUGUGCAAGUGGAAAUCAGAGAUAAAGAUGUACCGACGCAUCCACUGUCCCAACCAGGGUUGUGAGUGUGUCUACAGCAGCAUCUCAGGACUCAAGUCCCACCUGGGGAGUUGCACCCUGGGUGAAUUUGUGGCUGGCAAGUACAAGUGUCUGUUGUGUGAGAAGGAAUUUGUGUCUGAGAGUGGAGUCAAAUACCACAUUAACACGGUGCAUGCAGAGGACUGGUUUGACGUUAACACAAAUACUACCAAGAGCUUUGAGAAGCUGAUGAAGCUACAGCAGAAAGGAGCGGAACAGAAGAGGCAGCGCAAGAAACAUCUCUCAAGCCGCAGCCGUAAGAGGAGGCUUAGGACUGUCUCUCCCAAGAAGUCCCCCAGGUCAGGCACAGAGCAGAACCAGCUGAGAGGGAAGGCAGGCCGCUCUCAUCUGGCAGACAGUGAAAGCAGGAGCAGCGAAGAAGAUGAUGCCAGCCACCCUCUGAAACUCAGUCACAAAAAGGGAAGGAAAUAAUCACCAGCAGCAGCCCUCAGGGGGAAUUAGCAGAGUAGGUUGCAUCGUGUAGGUCAAGUAGGGGAGAGCAGGGCAUCAGGAAAGGGGAGCCAGGAAGUGGCUAUACAUUUUUUAUUUCCUGGAUCACAUUUGGCUCCAUUAAUUAGUUGUGUAAGAGGCUCAUGCUGCAGUCCUCUGGACAGUUAGAAGGGCAUAAGCCCCACUGAGCUUCAUGGGAUUUACUUCUAAGUCAACGUGCACACCUUUGAUCUUUCUCUCCCCCCCCCCCCCGAAAGAAUUCUGGCUGCUGGUUCAUUUUGCCAGCUGCUUGAACAGUCUUAAGGGGUGGAAUUUCCUUCUGUGGCUUCUCUGUGACUGCGAGACUUUGUAGCUGUUGGCUUCUUAGUUGUAUAAAAUGCCUCUUUUUCUGGUACUGGAUCACCGGGAUAGGGUGGGAGGGGUGGGGAGGAGAAAUUAGAACCUUUGCUAUUUUCUGGGUGUCAGUUUGGAUUUGGCACUCAUGGAAUAAGGAAGGGGAGGAUGAGAGGGUGCAAAGGAGAGAUACAGGGUCAUCAGAAUUGUGUUCUUCAAGCAAACGCAGGAGCAAGGCCUGUCAAUGGCAGUAAACCUCUGAAACCCCAGGGCUAGGAGGCAAUAUCAGAGAAGUCCUUAUUCUCUGUGUGCCCUUCAUUGGCCUCCCAGGGCAACUGGUCGGCUGCUGUGUGAAACAGGAUGUUGAUUGAGAUAGAUCACUGCUGGAUCCAGCAGGGCUCUUCUUCCACUCUUAUGCCAAAGGACAUUACCGGGGAUGGGGCAGCCGCAUUGCAUGCUGGGCCCUGUUGCAAAGUACCGAGCGGCACGAAGAGACUGGACGAUUCUACCUUUGUAGGCAACAAAUGGUUGCCAAUCUGUCUUGUUUUCUUGCUGGUCUUGUGAGGCGUCUCAGCUGAAAUGACAAUAUUAAGUCAUAUUGGGGCAGCAUGUCUUUGUUCACACAUGGGAGUAUUCAUGGUACUCAUUGCCACAAACUUGGUUCACGGGCUGCGAAUUAGAGAGUUUUGAAAUGGCAUUGAAAUUUCCAAAAGCUAGUCUAGGAGUGGCUGUGAUCCCUGACAGCUGAAUGUAACGUCCUUUUCAGAGGCAGGGGUGACACUCUCCUAUCACAAUGCCUUUAGGAGCUUUCCUAGGGCCAUCUGGAUGGCUGUUGCUCAAGAGUGGGUUUUGUUUGUUAAAAGCAUAAUACAGUCAUAAUAUUUAAUACAUUCUAAGUAUACAAAUUUAGAUAGUAUCUUUUUAACAAAUCAAUAAAAGAUUUCCAGAACAGCAAAAAAGGUCUCUGUUUUCCCCUCCUCCAUGCAAUUUCUCACCUGAAUAUUCUGUCGAUUUCUGCCACAUCCUAGAUCUUAAUAAACCAUUCUUUAAGUGAUAGUCUUUUUGAAGAGCACCAUUUAGUUGCCGUAAGAAUUUUGGUUGCAGUAAAUAUUUUCUGUAGAAGCUCAUAAUUGUUAUUAACAUGUUCUUUAAGAUAUCUAAGCAUCUCUUCCAGUGGGCCAAAAGGUACUGAAUGACUAAUUACAGUGUAUAUAAUACCUUUCCUCCACAAAAUCAUUUCAAGAUGUUAUUGACAUAUAUGUAUAAAAAUUGCAUUUCCUUGGUGAUAUUCUUUAAUAUUCAUACAAGGAGAUAAAGUAGUAUAAUAAAUCGCCAAGCUGAGCCAGAAAGUAUAACAUUUAACAGACUCAUUUGUCCUGAAAUUAACUCAUUUAGAUAAAUUCAUCUGAUAAAUUCUAGACAGAACAUCUUUCCAGUUUUUUGCAUUAAAAAAAUUAAAACUGCUGGUUGCCCUGUUGGGAGAAUGUCCAUGUAUUGAUGGGCUGUGUAUAAAUAGCAGCUCCCCAGGGCUGUUCCAGGAGGGAAGGCAGCAUGGUACAGCCUGAUCUUCUCAGAUCUCAGAAGCUAAGCAGGGUCAGUACUUGGAUGGGCGACUACCAGGGAAGACUGCAGAGGAAGGAACUGGCAAACUACUCUGCUUCUCACUUGCCUUGAAAGUCUCUUGUAGGGGUCAGCAUAAGUCAGUCGUGACUUGACUGCCCAUAUACACAAACACAGGGCUAUUUCAGGUUGGGAAAAUACCUUGGGUGAUGAGAAAGCCUUAAGUCUUCUCUCCGUGUGUGCUAUGGUCCCUGUUUGAACUGGGCCUCACCAUGCCUGGAAACUCCCAGUACACAUCUGAUAUGACUUGGGGUAGGAUGGACACACCAGUUAGGUGUGUUUAGGUUCUUUUCUGUGCCUUUUCCAGCUUUGUACUGUUAUUUUUGAGAACAGGCAGCCACAAUGUUGUGCAGCUUUUAAAAAAGUGUUUCCCAAUGAAGGUUCCGUGGAACCUAGAGUUCCAUGAGAAAUUGUGGAAUACAUUAAAAAAAGUAAACCUUUUAUUGGCUUUGGCUGUAAACUGUAUUUUGUUAUUUAAGUAAACUUUAUUUUGAGUCAAUAUUUUGAAUUCAAUAUUUUGAUAUUGAAAAAAUAUUAGAUAAUACAAAACAGACAGGAAAAAUGCUUCACUUUUUUCUUAUAUUAGCUGAUACACACAUAGCAGGUCUUUAUAAAUACAUUUUCUUGGAAAUGGAAAAAAGUUUGGGCAACACUGUUUUAAAAGGUGGCUCCCCCAUAGAUUAAUAUUGCAAUGUAACAAUCCAUUUUAUUUUCAGUUCUUUAUCAUUCCCUGUGUGCAGCACGACUCCAAAGGGCAUGGUAGGAGAGAGACACGGUAAGGACCAUCACUGCUGUAAAUAUUGAUGGACCAUAGAGUCACUCCUAUUGCUACAAGUAUGGUCCUACUGGGUUAGUUCCUAUGUUGUUUAAUGCAUCAGUCAUAGAUACGCUCCAUUUCAGCAUUCCUUCACCUCUGUAUUAGAUUUCUGCUGGUUUUUAACUCUGCAAAUUUGCAUGUAUAUACCCAUUACAUGUUUAUUGAAAUGUCUUUGAUAUUGACUGUACUGACUCACACUGUGUAAUCUGCCUUGAAUCUCAGUGAGAAUGAAGGACAAUAAAUAAAUAAAUA